Messenger RNA from Sparassis crispa, 651 nucleotides. RefSeq lists its product as uncharacterized. The transcript has 6 exons. The coding region runs from base 1 to 651 and encodes 216 amino acids. The record is from RefSeq and is a predicted model, not a curated record. Gene Ontology annotation, biological process: endoplasmic reticulum unfolded protein response. NCBI's taxonomy places the organism in Eukaryota, Fungi, Basidiomycota, Agaricomycetes, Polyporales, Sparassidaceae. Gene Ontology annotation, cellular component: endoplasmic reticulum membrane; Hrd1p ubiquitin ligase ERAD-L complex. Gene Ontology annotation, molecular function: ubiquitin-specific protease binding; misfolded protein binding.
AUGCCUGUAGGGAUCGAAGCGUGGGUUACCCAGAUUCCACCCGUUACUCGAACAUGGCUCAUUCUGGCUGUCCUGACGAGCUUGGCCGUCCAAUGCCAGCUCGUCACACCUUUGCAACUAUACUUCAGCUUUAAGGCAGUAUUUACCAACGCGCAGCCAUGGAGGGUGUUGACAACGUUCUUUUACUUCGGUACGAUAUCUCUGGAUUUCGUAUUCCACAUGUUCUUCUUUAUGCGAUAUAGCCGGAUGUUGGAGGAGUCGUCCUUCGCGAAUCGCAAAGCAGACUACUUCUGGUUGUUAUUCCUGUCCUCGAUCAUGCUUCUCGCGUUAUCACCACUCGUGAAUUUGCCAUUCCUGUCUUCUCCGCUCGCAUUUGUCCCCAUAUACAUGUGGUCGCGCCGGCAUCCAUCAACUCCGAUAUCUCUCUUCGGUCUGGUCACAAUUACGGCCCCUUACUUGCCUCUCGCUUUGGUUGGCAUUGCUUGGGCACUGAACGGGACUUGGAGAGCUGCAGCAGGUGAUCUGCUGGGUUGUGCAGUGGGUCAUAUCAGUUGGUUUGUCAGGGACGUCUGGACUCGGGAAAUGGUAGGUGGGCAUACUAUUCUGAGUGAAGCGCCAGAUGCCUUGAAGCGAUUGUUUGGGGAUAUCUAG